ACUACGGAAAGUACUAGACGAGAGAACUGAAAAUUUUAAAGCACUAGAGGAAGAAAAACUGAGAAUUUCGAAUGAAAAAGCAGAAAAAGAAAAGGAACUUUCCAAUUUGAUAGAAACUUUGAGUCAUAAAGAAAAGCGAAUAGAUGAAUUAGAGACAAAACUGAAAUCUCCAGACAACAGUAAUAAGGUUGAGGCAGACGGCUUACUCCGGGAGAAAAUGGAUGAAAUCAACAGACUGAAGACUGAACUUCAAGAAGUUAAAACAGCAAAAGAGAUGAUCAAACGAGAGAAGGAAAAGUUAGAGUUCACUUGUCAUGAUGCAUUUGAUAAACUAGAAAAGAAAGAAAAAACAAUGAAACAACAACAGGAAGAGCACAAUAAACUAAUUCUUAGGAAAGAUGAAACAAUACAGAAACUUCGAAGAGAAAAGACAAUGGUAGAUCCAACUGCAGGCGGCAAAGCAAAUAUAGAAACAAAAAGUUUGGUAGACAAGUAUGAAAAGACAGAAAAAGAACUGAAAAACGCCAAGUAUGAAAUUGAUGAGCUAAAACAAAGGCUCAACAAAGUUGGCGGUGCUAAUAUUAUGAGUGGCAAUCCAAAUGUUACUGACCUAAGUGAUGACCAUCGACCGUCAAAAUUGUCUGAGAAAUUUUCCGAGCUUUACGAGAAUGAAUGGACUAAUGCAUAUGAAGAAGUGGAAAAGGAAUGUAAAACAGAAGAGAAGAGUAUCGGCUAUCUAUAUAAGACAUUAGGGGAUAUUUUUGAUUUCUGUAGGACUAUUGCAGAUGAACAUGGAAAGAGUAUUCAAGCAUGUUUGCUUACUAUCCCGUAUGCGGCAAACGGUAGACCUAAAUCAGCAAAGCUUGGUGUUACCAGCCUUCGUCAGCUGAAAGAACUGAGAAAAAUUGUUGCACCGUAUCUUGUUGGCAGCGUUUUUCAGCAUUUUGUCGACACAAUGCAAAUAAAUCUGACAGGAAAGAAGAAAACAGAGAAUUUCAUCAAAGGCUGUGUAGAAAUAUGUUGGUUAAUGAAUUCACUGGAUCCGCCAGUCAUUCUCGAUACUGUCAACGGAAAAGGAAACAAAUUUGACGGUGAUAAAUUCAGGACAUACACUAAAACUGGUCAACUAAUUGAUUAUGUAGUAUGGCCACCAGUGCUGUUACAUAAAGAUGGACCAUUGUUGUGUAAAGGUGUUGCUCAAGGGAGAUGAUCAUAGUUGUUAUGCUAAUCAUUUGAUAUAAUAUCCCAAAUCAAAUUUCCAUGUUGCCAGUGCCCCCAAGUCAAAUAAUAAUACCAAAUUCAAAGUCAAACCAGAUACAAUUACAUUGUUAUUUGUCUCUUUAUGUAUAAUUAAUUACUUAAUAAAUG
Mercenaria mercenaria is the source of this 1368-nucleotide messenger RNA. RefSeq lists its product as uncharacterized. Bases 218 to 1210 code for a protein of 330 amino acids. The transcript has 11 exons. Gene Ontology annotation, biological process: mitochondrial protein catabolic process; mitophagy by internal vacuole formation. Gene Ontology annotation, cellular component: mitochondrial outer membrane. The record is from RefSeq and is a predicted model, not a curated record. NCBI's taxonomy places the organism in Eukaryota, Metazoa, Mollusca, Bivalvia, Venerida, Veneridae.